UCCACAGCGGAUUAAAGUGUCUUCAAUGUUCAUUAACAGUUUUACAAACACAGCGAGGAAGCAGACUGUCGCAUCUACUGUCUGCCCCGUUAACAACGGACAAAUAGUGCGAGUCGAUGAAUAGAGGCUCUAUUGUCCACAACUGAAACUGUUAGCAGGUCAGGGACUGUAGACAGCGAGGACUGGAGAGAACAUGGUCACUGGUCAGAGGAUGUCUUCCAAGAAAUGAAUCCAGUCCUGCACAGCCUGACUGAAAUGUGAAUGUAACAGGACAGAAGCAAUGGGUAGUUCCAUCCUCCUGUUGGCCAGUGUUGUUUCCAGUCUGGGCGGCCUGGUCUUUGGUUAUGAGUUGGGCAUCAUCUCAGGUGCUUUGCUGCAGCUCAAAGCAGAGUUCAGACUUUCAUGUGUCCAGCAGGAGGCUCUGGUUAGCUCUUUGUUGAUAGGAGCUCUGCUGGCCUCCAUCGUGGGCGGCUGUUUGAUCGACCAUCGGGGCCGCAGGAACUCCAUCCUCCUUAGCAAUGUCUUGAUCCUGAUCGGCAGCCUGGUCCUGCUCAUCGACUCCUUCUCUGCACUGGUGGUGGGCAGGAUGACACUGGGCUUCGCCAUGUGUAUAUCCUCCAUGUCCUGCUGCAUCUAUGUGUCCGAGAUGGUCACCCCGGACCGAAGGGGCUUUCUGGUAACACUGUAUGAAGCUGGAAUCACUGUGGGCAUCCUAGCAGCUUAUGCUAUGAACUACAUCCUGUCUGACUCCAAAAGAGGGUGGAAGUGGAUGUUUGGAUUAGCCGUAGUACCGACUGUGAUUCAGCUGGUCUCUAUCUGGUUUCUUCCAUCCAGCACGAAGGAAUCUUUAAGCCAAAAGUAUUGCUUUCAAACUGAAAGAGACCAAAUAAGUGCUGUCGGAAACCAAGAAGCAGAUGACUCAGAAGUCAGUAUGGAAAACAGGAAGGUUCAGUUCAACAUCAUGUACCUUAUACAGCGUAAAGACAACAUGAGGACUCGGACUGUCAUUGGCCUCGGACUGGUGCUCUUUCAGCAGUUCACAGGCCAGCCCAAUGUUCUCCUCUAUGCCUCCACUAUCUUCCACUCGGUGGGGUUUCAGAGCAAUGCCUCAGCAGUGCUGGCGUCUGUUGGCUUGGGGUUAGUCAAAGUGAUCACUACUCUAACCUCCAUGGUGUUUUCAGACAGGGUGGGCAGGAGGCCUCUGCUCAUCAGUGGGUGCUCUGUUAUGGCGCUGUGUCUGAUAACCAUUGGACUCCUCAGUGGGCAUUCAUUGAUGAAUGCUAAGAGGCCUUGUAAUUCUGAGGACUUUAACGUUAACAGAACAGAUGUAACUCAUUUAAAUGUUGGUAAUCAUGUUUUUGACAUGCCUGAGAGCCAAAAACUCCUUAAUACCAACACACAGGAUCAAGAUGUAGUACUUGAUCAAGUUAGACAGAAACCACCGGACACUCCUCUGGCAUCUACUCCUGGCGCCCAUGGCACAGUUGUGAACUGGAUCAUUCUUGUGUGUAUGAUGACUGUCGUCAGUGCAUACUCCGUUGGAUUUGGACCAAUGACCUGGCUUCUCCUGAGUGAAAUAUUUCCACCCGCUGUCAGAGGAAGGGCAUUCGCAUUCACCAGCUGCUUCAACUGGGCUGCCAACCUGUUGGUCACAUUCACAUUCUUGAAUUGUAUCGAUGCGAUCGGUCUGUCUGGGAUGUUUCUUUUGUAUGGGAUGGCUGCUGUGGCAGCUGCGGUCUUCUUCUUCUUCAUGCUACCAGAGACCAAAGGGAAGACUCUGGAGCAGAUAGACAAGGAGCUGCGUUCAAACAAGUUUUAUCAUAGCGAGGAGUGCUGUUGCAUCAUCAGCUGGAGAAAUACUUCCCCACAGUACCAAAGAGUGCACUGUCAAGUUAGCCCCUCAGGGUGAUAUGCUCAGUUUACACUAUUACCUGUGGAUUUGUCUGAUCAUUUGACCACUCUAGUUUGGGUCUCCUUAAGCAAUAAAAUGAAUUAAUAAAAAAAGUAAAAGUUAAACUGUUAAAAUGUGUGUGAGUGGAUAGCAGCAGGUACAAAGGACCGCCUGAAGUGCUUAGUUUUAGACCUCGUUGGGAUGAUCCAGUGGCUAAAUGAGCUGCCCAUCGGCCAACAGCUUGUGUGCCACUAACUCCAGACUGUCCAGUUCUAGCCCAAUCAGAGCUGGACUUGAUGCCACCUACCCAGCACACUGGCUACUACAGAGUGAUAGAAGAGCUUCAGAAGCCUGUUGCACACACUGAAGCAUCUGAGUCUGCUCUGGCCUUUCCUGAAGAGGGCUUCAGUGUUGUGGAACCAGUCCUGUUUUUUUUUUCCUUCUGAGUCCACCCUCUCCACUUCCUCUCCUUGGAUGAUAAACAGGACAGGGGGCCUCUUGUUCCUCUGGUAACCCACCACCAGCUCUUUUGUCUUUUGAUAUUGAGCUUCAGUUGAUUGUUGUUGCCCCACGUGAUGAAGCUCUCCAUCAGUCCUCUGUACUUGUCUUUGCUGAUGCAUAAUGCAUUACCAACAUGUGCAUACUGUAUGUACAUUUAAAGUUAUUUGUCUUCAUAUUUAGUCUUCUGCCCAUACUGGCCACAAAGUAAUACCUCCCUAUUUUGACUCAAAUGUUAAUUCGUGGACAAAAUCUACAGUCCUUGUUUUGUUCUUUUAACACAGAGGUGAUUUUGUACUCAGAGGCUAACUCGGAAGAUAUCCACUUUGGAUUGGUCAAACUCAAGACUGCUGGAGCCUCAUAUUAGCAGAGCACAUAAAAGGGACUGUGGAUUCUGUCUGUUAGUGUCACAUUAGAAAGGGAUAACUACACAACCAGUAUGGACAGAAGGAAGAAUUACAGUAACUAUUAACUCUCAAUGUUAAUAAAUGUUUAUAAAUAAUGCAUUCAAACACUUGGAAAAACCUUUAAUUUAUAAUGUAAAUUGUAGCAGUAUAGUUUUAAAAAUCCUUAAUUUGCAUUUGUAUAUGUAAGAAGAGUGGUCUGUAUGAACAUGACAGUCAGAUGUUCCUGAUAAAUAAAACGUUUAUUUACACAAAUAUUUUCAAAUACUAGUCUUCUACAUAAGGACAUAAAAAUAUAUACAGCAAUGUAGGGACUCAAACUGCUCCGUUCUCAGGUCAAUGUACACAUGUUCAGAUUUAUUUGCAUUUUCAGGUUUUGAAAUAAAAGAAAAAAAAAAAAGAUGCGUAUGUACAGCCGGA
Messenger RNA from Perca fluviatilis (European perch), 3213 nucleotides. It is a transcript of the gene slc2a10, whose product is annotated as solute carrier family 2 member 10. The transcript has 6 exons. Gene Ontology annotation, molecular function: transmembrane transporter activity. The coding region runs from base 281 to 1909 and encodes 542 amino acids. Gene Ontology annotation, cellular component: membrane. NCBI's taxonomy places the organism in Eukaryota, Metazoa, Chordata, Actinopteri, Perciformes, Percidae. Gene Ontology annotation, biological process: transmembrane transport. The record is from RefSeq and is a predicted model, not a curated record.